CGUGGUUGCCAUGGCACCGCCUCCCUGAGUCACUACAGCGGCCGGAGCACGGUUACUCUCCGGUUAUUAGUGCGGGAUGUUCAGUCCGCGUGUUGGUGCGCACCGGCUGAACGCAGCGCUGGUUGAUGCGCGCGCGCGUGUGUGUGUGUGUGUGCGUGUGUGUAGCUCAGCUGCGCUCUGUCCCGGCAUGGGGCUCCGCCAUCACCCGUGAGGCCGGGUCCAUCGUGGGAGCGCGCGGGGACACGUCGCACACCUGCGGCCGGUGGAGGUAGAUGGAGGGACGCGCGCCGCAGCCGCUGUCGACGCCGCACUCCGCCGAUUGCUUCACCUCCUCCCCGGGUCCACGGGGGAGCGCGCUCGUAAGCUGAUUUGACCCGGGAAUGUGAAUACCUCUCCGGGAUUAGAAGGCGAUUGGGUGAACGACAAUGCCCCGCGGCUCGCUCCGGCACUCCCGGCUCUUGUUCGUGCAGCGACGGACGCACGACGCCCGGUCUCACCCGGCUCACCUGCAGUAGCUGCACGGCCUCUGCUCCUGUGCCUCCUCGCUGCUGCGCCCCGGUCGCCCUCCCGGUGCGGAUUGGAUAAUAUGACUUCCUGGCUGCGCACUCACGGCAGCGUCCGUCUGUGUCUCCUGCUCUGCUGCGCGGUGGUCAGUGUCUGCGCGGAAGCCCCCGGUGCCGGUUACAGUGUGUGUUGGGCUCCAGGUAUCACGUCUUGCAAAGAGUGUCUCAGACGUGGACCACAGUGUGCCUGGUGCUUUAAGGAGGAUGGGUUGUGGCCAGGCGUUCGCUGCGACCUGCGAGGGAACCUGCUCAGAGGGGGCUGUGGACCAGAGUUCAUGGAACAGUCAGAGGUCAAGGUGGAGGUCAACGCCACCGUCAGCAGCACACAAGUGUCCCCACGAGACAUCAGCAUCACCCUCAGGCCAGGUUCGGAGGCCAGCUUUAUAGUGGCCGUGAAGCAGCUGGAUCGUUACCCUGUGGAUCUGUAUUAUCUGGUGGAUGUGUCAGCUUCUAUGCAGGAAAACCUGGAUUAUCUGAAGACGGUGGGUGUUGCUCUAUCUCUUCGUAUGACGCAGCACUCCUCAGACCUUUGGCUGGGUUUCGGCUCGUUCGUGGACAAACCUGUCUCCCCUUACAUUAAUGUCCAUCCCUCCAAGAUCAACAACCCCUGCAGUGAUUACGAGAUCCGAUGUCGACCAGCCCACGGCUUCCACCACGUCCUAAGCAUGACAGGAAACAUGAGUGAGUUCACGCGGGUGAUUAAACGCCAGCGCAUCUCGGGGAACAUGGACACACCGGAGGGAGGGCUAGACGCCAUGCUGCAAGCUGCUGUCUGCCAGGCGGUAGGUUGGCGACCAGAGGCCAAGCGCCUGUUGCUGCUGAUGACUGACCAGCCAUCUCACCUGGCGCUGGACAGCCGGCUGGCAGGGAUCGUCGUACCACACGAUGGCCGGUGUCACCUGGAGAACAACGUCUACACGGGGAGCACCAGGAUGGACCAUCCCAGCGUGGGUCAGUUGUCUGAUAAGCUGCUCGAAAACCAGAUCUACUCCAUCUUUGCUGUGGAGAAGCAACAGUACCAGUGGUACGAGGAGUUGGUGCGCCUGCUUCCUGGCUCCUACCUGGGAAAGUUAGGCCUCUUCCAGGCUUCAAACCUAAUUGAGCUGGUGGUGGAUGCAUACAAGAGGUUGCUGUCGGAAGUAGCGGUGUCGGUGUCAGUGGAGGACAAGGCAGUCAGCAGGUACUGGGUAUCUGUGUCUCCUCUCUGUCCAAACGGGUCCACUGCUAAGGACCAGAGCUGCACAGGGGUGCAGCCCGACCAGACGGUUUACUUCAACAUCACCAUCGGCCUGCGCUCUUGCCCCGAUGAUGGUGAAGAUGAAGACAUACGAGUGAUGGUUCUUCCUGUGGGUUACAACGAAUCCACUGUCGUCAGGAUUCACUCUAAGUGCCGCUGCAGCUGUGGGCCAACAAUGCGCUGUCAUGACGACAGCCAGUCACCGUGUACAGGGACCCAAGAUGGCACCAAUCAGGGGCAGAGGCCCGACCACAGACUGCUGAACAACUCAAACCGGGAUUCAAACUGGAAAUGCAGAGCCGAUGGGUCUGAUGUGGACUGCAGUGGUCGGGGAGAGUGUGACUGUGGGAGGUGUAUGUGUGAACAGAGCCGGCUCGGGACAGUAUACGGGAAAUACUGCGAGAGAGACGACUUCUCCUGCCCGUAUGAUGAGGGUCUUCUGUGUGGGGGACGGGGUGUGUGUGUGUCAAGUGAAUGUUUGUGUGACGAUGGAUGGACAGGUGAUAGCUGCAGUUGUCCAGUGUCUGAAGCAACUUGCCAAUCAGCCAAUGGCUUGUUAUGCAGCGGGCGGGGAAGAUGUGUGUGUGGCAAGUGUGUGUGUGAUGACCUCCACUACUCCGGAGACUUCUGCGAGAGAUGUCCUGCUUGUCAGAGUACCUGCCAAUCAUACGGGAAUUGCGUGGGCUGCCGCGCUUCCCACGGUCUCGCACAAAAGGAGGCGGGACAGUGCAACAUCACCUGUGCACCACUGGUGGGCUACAUGGAUGAUGUAUCAGACUGUACCAGCAGUAGUCGGUUGAUGGGAACAUUCCUCAGUGUGUGUGCUCUGACAGUGCUCUGCGGGCUGGUGCUGGUGGCCAUGUCCCGGCUGCUUCUACAGAGAAAAGGCUGGUCACCAGGGGGCACUGCUGAAGACGGCGUCUAUCACUGCACUGGAAAGGACCUGUCAUACAUACCUACAACCAAUGAGAAGACCGUCACCUACAGGAGGGACCAUCCACAUGACCACCCUGUGGAGAUGCACAUCCAGGUUCCCAAGAUGCCCCUCAAUGAUCCCUGGCAGUACUAGGCAGAGGUCAGAGGUGAUGGUCAGAAGGAAGGCAGUGUAGAGACGUGUGGAAGGAAAGUUGGACAGAAGGCCUCUUUUUCUGUAUCUUGAAACUUCAACCAGCUGUAUGUGGAGACACUGAUAAUGGUUAACGACACGAUGAAACCUCCAUGGAAUCACAAUUGAUAAAUGAACUGACCAAAGGCUCAUGGACUGUGUGACUAAUGUGGCCAGUAUCCUGGAAAUCGAUAUUUAUGGGUCUGUGUGUGCGUGUGUGUGUGUGUGUGUGUGUGUGUGUGUGUGUGUGUGUGUGUGUGUGUGUGUGUGUGUGUGUGUGUGUGUGUGUGUGUGUGUGUGUGUGCUUGUGGGUGUGCGAGGGUGCAGAUAGGUGCAUUUAUGCUCUAUCUAGGGUUUAUUUUUACAGUAAAAAACACUACAUGUUUUCGCGUCAUUGUUGACUGCGGGACCCUCCAACACUCCAACUGUACUGUGUUCCUAUUUUAGUCUGCCCUCUUGUGGCCAGCUUGAGGCAUGACAUUUUCUCCUUAAUAAUACUGUCUACACAUAACUGACCUCAGCUGUAUUGCUUAUCGGUAUUUAAUUCAUGAUGCUCACCAGUGACUCUAUAUAUUUCUUUCUAGUUUUAUUCGAAUUUUUGGCGUACCUGCUCUCAUAUCGGUUAUUUAAUGUUCUUGUGUCGCAUUUUGUUUUUGGUGACUGAUCAACUGCAUUGACAAUUGGUGUUAUUUUAUGGCAUUUUACUAUCGUUAUAUAUGCGAAUGUAGUUUCAUUUGAUUGUCUGGUUAGACUUGCACUAGAUCAAUUUUUUUUUUGCAUUAUACUACUGAAAACUGUGAGGUCUCUGAGAGCUGUAAUGGUCAGGCUGAAAUGAUUGGUUUGCUAUACUUAGGGCAUUAAAGGUCAUCUUAAAGAGCAUUUGAGGCUAAUGUAACAAAAUCACAACACUGGAAUUACAAUGGACUGAAACGCCAUUUGUAAAAUACAGAAAUACUUCGAACUGAUAGCAAGUGUAUCAUCAAAUGCCUGAGUAUUCGACCUCUGUACCAGAGACUGAAUUGUGUCUGCAUGAAUCUGCUGAUCAUCCCAGAGCCAUUACUCUCCAGAACUGUAGAUAAACUGUUACGUUUCCACUCUUAGACCAACUCCUAGGCAAAGGUACAAAUCAGCACUAAUGGUACGGAGAUCGGAGGACUUCCUCUCCUCACACUCCUCAUGCACUAGGUCCUCUGGAUCCAGAAUGCCAGUUGCAUGGCAUCGUGUGUAACUUUUGCUUUACCAAUCCUGUUCCUUUUUUUCAAAUUGUUUUAUUUAAUGCGAAGUUGUUCACAGCAACAGGUGAACACUAAUUAUUAUUUAUUGUUAUCUAAUUGUUGUUGUUUUUCUUCUAUUCUGAUAUGAUAAUUGUUCUAUUUUAUGCAAAUGCUACUUAAGGAAUGGGUAGUAAGUACUCUUUAUGAUUAUGAAGAGUGGACUCUGUCGCUAACAAAGAGAAUAAUUCAGCAAUAAGGUAAUAAACAUCUCAUCACUCAGAGUAACAACA
This is a messenger RNA of Scophthalmus maximus (turbot), 4409 nucleotides long. It is a transcript of the gene itgb8, whose product is annotated as integrin, beta 8. Gene Ontology annotation, biological process: cell adhesion mediated by integrin; cell migration; integrin-mediated signaling pathway. The transcript has 15 exons. Gene Ontology annotation, molecular function: integrin binding. Bases 587 to 2869 code for a protein of 760 amino acids. Gene Ontology annotation, cellular component: cell surface; focal adhesion; integrin complex. The record is from RefSeq and is a predicted model, not a curated record. Lineage: Eukaryota; Metazoa; Chordata; Actinopteri; Pleuronectiformes; Scophthalmidae.